AUGCAGUUGACCGUGUUUGCCGUCGGCCGCAUGAAAAGCGGGCCCGAGCGCGAGCUGACCGGCCGCUAUCUCGGCCGGCUGGAGAAGGCUGGACCGGCUGUCGGCCUGACAUUUGCCGGCGUCACGGAGAUCGCCGAAAGCCGCGCCAGUGACACCGACCGACGCAAGGCCGAUGAAGGCGCCCACUGCCUGUCGCUUGCCGAAGACCGGACAACCGCGCUGGUUGCGUUCGACGAAGGCGGCAAGACACUCUCGUCAGACGAAUUUGCCCGCUGGAUCGCACGCCAGCGCGACGAUGGCCGCAAGCGCGCCCUGUUUGCGAUCGGCGGCCCGGACGGCCAUGCGCCAUCCGUUCUUGAAAGGGCCGAUCUGGCGGUUUCGCUCGGCCGGAUGACCUGGCCGCACCAGAUCGCCCGCAUUCUGGUUGCCGAACAGCUCUACCGCGCUGUGUCGAUCCUCGCCGGCCAUCCCUAUCAUCGCCAGUGA
Molecule: messenger RNA, 486 nt
Organism: Effrenium voratum
Lineage: Eukaryota; Dinophyceae; Suessiales; Symbiodiniaceae
Source: the annotation of a GenBank genome assembly